Molecule: messenger RNA, 3283 nt
Organism: Elgaria multicarinata webbii
Lineage: Eukaryota; Metazoa; Chordata; Lepidosauria; Squamata; Anguidae
Gene: KCNH3
Product: potassium voltage-gated channel subfamily H member 3
Exons: 15
Coding region: 36-3218 (1060 amino acids)
Biological process (GO): potassium ion transmembrane transport; regulation of membrane potential
Cellular component (GO): plasma membrane
Molecular function (GO): voltage-gated potassium channel activity
Source: RefSeq, a predicted model, not a curated record
CUGGACGAUGGAUAGGUCCUCGAGCAAGUCCUAAAAUGCCGGUAAUGAGGGGCCUCCUGGCUCCCCAAAACACCUUCCUGGAUACCAUAGCAACCCGCUUUGAUGGCACGCACAGUAAUUUUGUCCUGGGCAAUGCCCAGGUGCGCGGGGCCUUCCCUGUGGUUUACUGUUCCGACGGCUUCUGUGAACUAACCGGCUUCUCCCGGGCUGAGGUCAUGCAGCGUUGCUGCGCUUGCAGCUUCCUCUAUGGGCCCGACACCAGCGAACUCGUCCGCACUCAGAUCCGCAAGGCCCUCGAUGAGCGCAAGGAAUUUAAGGCUGAGCUCAUUCUCUACAGGAAAAGCGGUGUCCCCUUCUGGUGUCUCCUGGACGUGGUGCCUAUCAAAAAUGAAAAGGGAGAAGUGGCUCUUUUUCUGGUCUCCCACAAGGACAUCACCGAGACCAAGAGCAGAGCAUCUGCAGAAAACUGGAAGGAAGGAGGUGGACGGCGACGCUACAGCCGAGCUGGGGCCAAAGGUUUUAAUGCCAACCGUCGGCGAAGCCGGGCUGUGCUCUAUCAUCUGUCGGGGCAUCUCCAGAAGCAGGGCAAAGGGAAGAGCAAGCUCCACAAGGGUGUCUUUGGGGAGAAACCUGCCCUCCCCGAAUACAAAGUGGCUGCGGCGCGCAAGUCCCCCUUCAUCCUGCUGCAUUAUGGGACCUUCAAGGCUGGCUGGGAUGGGCUGAUCCUCCUGGCCACGCUGUACGUGGCUGUCACGGUGCCCUACAGCGUCUGCUUCAGCGUCACCAAGGACGAAGGGCUUCCUGAGGCUGCCCGGGCUCCCCCCAGCGUCUGCGACCUUUCCGUUGAGAUCCUUUUCAUCCUAGACAUCGUGCUGAAUUUCCGCACCACCUUCGUCAGCAAGUCCGGGCAGGUGGUGUUUGACCCUCACGCCAUUUUCCUGCACUACCUGACCCGCUGGUUUGUGCUGGACCUCAUAGCAGCCCUGCCCUUCGACCUCCUCUACGCCUUCAAGGUCAAUGUGUACUUUGGGGCCCACCUCCUCAAGACGGUGAGGCUCUUGCGGUUACUGCGGCUGCUGCCCAACCUGGACCGGUACUCCCAGUACAGCGCUGUGGUGCUCACCCUGCUCAUGACCGUCUUUGCUCUCCUGGCCCACUGGGUGGCUUGCGUCUGGUACUUCAUCGGACAGCGGGAGGUGGAGAGCAGCCCCUCCCAGCUGCCGGGGAUAGGGUGGCUGCAGGAGCUGGCUCGACGCCUAGAGACCCCCUACUACCUGGUGCAGAGGAACAGCAGCGGCGAAGACGAUGCCGCCAACCGGACGAGCCCCACCCUGAACGGCAGCACCUGGGAGCUGCUGGGGGGGCCCUCGCUGCGGAGCGCCUACAUCACCUCCCUCUACUUCGCCCUCAGCAGCUUGACCAGCGUGGGCUUCGGCAACGUGUCGGCAAACACUGACUCAGAGAAGAUUUUCUCCAUAUGCACCAUGCUGGUGGGGGCCUUGAUGCAUGCAGUGGUCUUUGGCAACGUGACCGCCAUCAUCCAGCGCAUGUACGCCCGCCGCUUCCUCUACCACAGCCGCACGCGUGACCUGCGCGACUACAUCCGCAUCCACCGCAUCCCUUCGCCCCUGAAGCAGCGCAUGCUCGAGUACUUCCAGGCCACGUGGAGUGCCAGCAACGGCAUCGAUACUCGUGAGUUGCUGCAGAGCCUCCCGGAUGAGCUUCGCGCGGACAUUGCCCUGCAUUUGCACAAGGAGCUGCUGCAGCUGCCCCUCUUUGAGGGGGCAAGCCGGGGCUGCCGGCGCUCCCUUUCGCUCAGCGUCCGUACUUCAUUCUGCACCCCGGGGGAAUACUUGAUCCGGCAGGGGGACGCGCUCCAGGCCCUCUAUCUCGUCUGUUCGGGCUCCAUGGAGGUGCUGAAAGACGGCACCGUGCUUGCCAUCCUAGGUAAAGGGGACCUGAUCGGUUGCCACAUCUCAUCCAAGGAGGCAGUGGUCCAAGCCAAUGCAGACGUGCGGGGCCUCACCUACUGUGACCUGCAGUGCCUGAGCCUGCCUGGCCUACUUGCCAGCCUGGAGCUCUACCCAGAAUUUGCCAGCAAGUUCCGCCGUGAACUCCCUUGUGAGCUCAGCUACAACCUGGGUGGGGGCAGCAUCUUCCAGGCCGGGUCCCCACCCCUGAACAGCAGGGAGCCCACCUCCUCGCUCUCCGUGGUGGGGAAGGACACAGACGCUUCAUACCCUCCGCGCUGCAGAACUCCCUGCUUGCCCACAGAGGCUGCGGAUGAACCCUCCAGCCCCCUCUUCACUUCCUCCACGGGGGGCCACGGCCAUCAUCCCACACGGCCAGGCUUUCCUCGCCACCCACCCUUUGAAACCUCCUCACGCCCCACAGCGUUGCGGCUCCAUGGCGCCCCCUGCAGCGGCCCCCCAGACCUCAGCCCCAGGGUUGUCGAUGGCAUCGAGGACGGUUCCAGUUCAGACAAGCCCAUGUUUAGCUUCCGUCUCGGCCCUUCAGGCCCGGACUACAGCAGCCCUUCACCUGGCACAGACAGCGGCCUGCUCACCAUCCCUCCCGAGCUAUCUGGUGCCGACACGAUAGAGAAACUGCGCCAAGCGGUGGCGGAACUCUCCGGGCAGGUUCAGCAAAUGCGCGAAGGCCUGCACUCUCUGCGCCAGGCGGUACAGCUCUUCCUGCUUUCCCAGACGCCCAGCCAGUCCCGCGUCGAGCCUUCAUCCUACGGGCCUUUCCCCCACGCAGACGCUCCUGCUACUCCUCUGCUGAGCCCACUCCGGGUAGACACCGGACUCUCGCCAAGCUUCUGCCCCCAUAGCGGCCCCCCAGCACCCUGUCCUAAUGGGGCCUGUGGCAGGGUUCAGUGGCUGUGGGCCCCACCAGCCGGACAGAGCUCCCCUUGGCCUGGAACGUUUUGGACCCUGGGGCCAGGAAAGGACUCCGAGGGAGGGGCUGUACCAGCAGCCAGCCACGGAUUGAAAGACCAGGGGAGCAACACCCAGCUGCCAAGCCAGAGCCAAAGAGAGAGCGCCCUGCCUCAAGCCUGCUCCCCCACAGACCCAGCAGGCCUCACGGAAACCAAACCUUCCAGGACUCAACCCUGUGAUUCCUCGAGCCUUGAGAUGGUGCUGAUCAGCCCUGGGGAUGACGGCUCUCCUUGCAGUGCCCCUUGCUGGCCAGAGGAGGAAGGGACCGGCCUAUGAACCUGUCUGGCUUGCCCACUCAUAUAGGGACCAGUCACUGGGGUCUUUCCGGCCUGGACUCGUCG